AUGGCAAACCUACCGUCAGAACGUGUAUCGCAAGCACCGCCAUUCGUGAAGGUUGGUGUGGACUAUUGCGGGCCAUUCUUCGUUGCCAACUCCAACCGACGCGCAGCUCCACGGAAAUAUUUUCUCGCUGUCUUCGUGUGCUUGGUGACUAAGGCAGUUCACCUUGAACUGGUUGGAGAUCUGACCAGUGCUGCCUUUAUUGCUGCGUUCAAACGUUUUGUCGCACGUCGAGGUAAACCCGUCCUGGUAAUGUGUGACAAUGCUCUCAAUUUUGUCGGAGCAAGACGUGAGCUCAGCGAAUUGCACCGAUUGUUUCGCAACCAACAAUUCCAGGAGUCAGUUGCAGAAAGCGCAGAAGAAGACGAAAUUGAAUUCCGAUUCAUUCCGGCAAGAUCGCCCAACUUCGGCGGCCUCUGGGAGGCCGCGGUCAAAUCGUUCAAAGGCCAUUUCAAGCGCACCGUCGGGUCGAAGAUUCUGCCAUACGACGCCAUGCAUACAGCAAUCGUGCAAAUAGAAGCGAUCCUGAAUUCCCGUCCGCUGACACCCGUUAGCAGUGAUCCAAUGGACUUCGAGGCAUUGAACCCAGGUCAUUUCCUCAUUCAGAGACCACUAACCGCUGUUCCCGAACCAGACCUCAGCCAUCUUCCGAAAAACCGCCUUUCACUGUGGCAAGAAAUGCAAGACUUCGUGCAGCACAUGUGGAAAGUAUGGUCAAGGCAAUACUUGUCCGACCUCAACAACCGAACGAAGUGGACACGUCGGCGAAACAAUAUCUCUGUCGGUACAAUGGUUGUUGUAAGGGAAGAUAAUCUUCCCCCACUGAAAUGGAAGUUGGGGCGAAUAGUACAGGUCCACGUGGGUACCGAUGGAAACAUCCGCGUGGUUACGGUUAAAACACAGGAUGGCCUGUUCCGUAGAGCAAUAUCCAAGAUAUGUGUCCUUCCCAUCCGGGACAAUCAAACUGAUUCCACUACUGAAGAUCAUUGA
Messenger RNA from Aedes albopictus (Asian tiger mosquito), 987 nucleotides. RefSeq lists its product as uncharacterized. The transcript has a single exon. Gene Ontology annotation, biological process: DNA integration. The record is from RefSeq and is a predicted model, not a curated record. Gene Ontology annotation, molecular function: nucleic acid binding. The coding region runs from base 1 to 987 and encodes 328 amino acids. NCBI's taxonomy places the organism in Eukaryota, Metazoa, Arthropoda, Insecta, Diptera, Culicidae.